This is a messenger RNA of Capronia coronata CBS 617.96, 1998 nucleotides long. RefSeq lists its product as uncharacterized. NCBI's taxonomy places the organism in Eukaryota, Fungi, Ascomycota, Eurotiomycetes, Chaetothyriales, Herpotrichiellaceae. Bases 1 to 1998 code for a protein of 665 amino acids. The transcript has a single exon. The record is from RefSeq and is a predicted model, not a curated record.
AUGAAGAGAGCCCCAAUAGCUCGUCCAGGUCGCCAACUCGACACAUUUCUUGACAGUCUCUUCUACUGUCCGUCUUGCACAACAUGGCGGACCACGAAACGCCUGUCGUCCACCCUCCGUCGAGCCAUGCCUUCCAACCAUCGAGAUGCCUCAACUCUUAGCUCCAACACCGCCGUGAAUGCAACCAGAAAUGUCCCUCCGCGGUAUCAAGCACUCUAUGAAGCUCUGGCUGAAGUUCGGAAGAAGGCGUCUGCCCAAGUCAACCUGAGCAGGUUACAACUUGCCAUACAAGGACUAGAGUCGGAGACACCGACCACGAGAAUAGCAGUCUUGGGAUUGAACGUGCAGGACACCGCGCGCAGGCUUGUGAGGCUACUUCUGGCCGACGCGCUGGGAGAUGAGGAUGGGUGGGAGAAAGAGUUGCUACAGAGCAGUGAAGACUUCGGUCAGGGUCUGGUCAUUCGAUUUGGACAGCAGCCAAAUCCCAAUCUACAGCGACCGAGAAUGUCGAUCCCGGUGCUCUACGUAGCUUCGAAUGUUUUGGAAAGAAACCACAUAGAAAUCCUAGUGUCGACGAUCAGCGACCUGAGGACCGGUGAGCGGUUACAGAGCGCCCAAACCGUCCCUGCGGACGCAUUCUUGUCACCUUCUAUUGGGACACCCACGGCAGCCAAUGGCCGACAGACAACCAUCAGUCAACCGGUACACAGCACUCUCCUGGUGACAAAGGGCCUGGAAGAACUUCUUUCGGCAGCUGAGCUGUUGGCUUCGACGAACUUUACUGCGAUUGAGGACCGAGAGAACGUUAACCUGGUGGUCAAUAUCGAAGAGGCACGGGUGAACAGUCCCGGCCAGGUUAUGAUUGUGGAUGUGGCAAAGGCCGAGGAAGGCCUCGCAGCUAUCCGUCGUUCUGUUGCAGAGGCAACCACUUACGAACACAAAUGGGUUGACUCUGGGAUGCUAUCGUUGUCGACCUGGCUUACUCUAGCGUCAGCAGCAAGGUCCGAAGGCGCAAUCCCGACACCGAUUAAAAACCUCAUCUCUGCAUUGCUCACAAAUGCAACAAGAAAUCUCCAGGUACAAGCUUCUCUUGAGGCCCAGUCCAACGCCGCUAGUGCCUUGAGCGUUGCUGCACGAACGAACCUCGAAGCUGCGAUCGAAGAGUUUUCGCGCAACGCACAUCAGGAGCUACAAGCCGGGCUCGCUUCAGCAUGGACUUCACGCAACUGGCGGAAGCUAGCAUGGUACAAGCUCUUUUGGCGAGUGGAUGAUGUGGGUUUGAUCAUCACAGAUCUCGUCACGAACGCCUGGCUCCCGCAGACUGAGAGAGCAGUUUAUGAACUUUGUGGUCGAUUGUCGCAAGCAGGUAUCUCUCCGGUGGAUCUCCCAACCUCUCCAGCCCAGGCAGAGGCAUUCGAAACGAGGCCAGCUAGGACGCAGGAUGCGGCACAGGUCACUCCGGUGCUGCAGGCUCAACGCGACUUUGCAGCACAGACGCCUCUACAACCCGUCCUGACCAAUGAAUCUGGCAUAGCAGAGGUUAAGAUGGUACCUGCCCCGCGGCCCGUCCCUCUUUCGAUUUUCGUUUCCACCACCCGUUCCAAGCAGCUCGAACGUGCUAUUGCGGAUCUUACCGCGGCCGCUCAGCAGAUUGUGCUCAAGACCUUGUCUCUGACAGGGCUUACGGGUGGUCUCUCCGCGCUGACCUAUCUUUCCAUCACGCCAGGUAGCUUGUACGAGGCCGGCACUAUCGUGGCUCUAGGCACAGCCUAUGCACUACGGCGGAUGCAGACGGACUGGUUGAAAGUCACCAAAGCCCUCGAAGGCGGUCUCUACGAUGAAGGCAGAGCCGUGAUCCAAAGACUUGUCGGAAGAAUGAAGGAGCUGGUGGAGAAUGCCAGCAAGGUUCAAGUGGAUGAGGUUGAGGUCGAAAGUCAAAGAGAAGCCGAGUAUGCUGUAUCGAGGGCGAGAGAGGAACUGAACAGGCUCGAAAAGUAG